UUUGUUGAUGUGUCAAAAAAUUUUAAAAUAUACUCAAUUUCAUAUAAAUCCUGUAGAUUUUUUAUAAAUUGAUCAAUACAUCAUGUCAACAAAAGAAAAAUCGUUCGAAGAAAUACAGGAAGAAAUUCUUGCGCAAUUACAAAAGCUCAAAACUGAGGAGGAAUCUUUGAACGAAGAAAUGAAUAUUAUCAUGAAUCAAGCUCCUUUUUUGGACGAGAAAAUAAAAAAUUUGAAAAGAUUAAUUCCAUCAUUGAAAAUAAUAAAAAAUGAAGCUGUUGACUUGGUAGAUACAAUCAAGGAUAUAUCGGAGUCUUCUGAGAAAAUUAGUGGAAAAAUUAGAUCCCUAGAUGAAGCUAGGAGUCGAGUAGAUGAAUGUCAAAGUAGAGUUUGUGAUCUCAUAGAUUUGGAAAUCUGUUCCCAAGGUGUUCAAGCAGCAAUCCUUGAUUCUGACUAUGAAAAGGGUGCUGCACAUGUUCACAGAUUUUUGUCCAUGGAUCAAUCACUUUUACAAAAAACUGCAACAGAUGUAGAAAAUGUUUCUAAUACUCUUAAAUCAGUGAGAACACUUCAGGAUGCAACGAGCCAAUUGAGAGCUCUUGUUGAGCAUAAAUUCAACGAGGCUGUUAGAACCGAGGAUUUGGUAUCAAUUGAAAGGUUUUUCAAGAUUUUUCCAUUACUAGGUAUGCACGAUACUGGAAUUACUGAGUUUUGUACAUUUUUAAGAGGCAAAGUUUCCACCACCGCAGAAAAAAAUUUAAAAACUGCUAUAACCACACCACUGUCUGAUAAGAGACAUUCUGUAAUUUUUGCAGACACUCUAACACUAUUAUUUGAAGGAUUAGCAAAAGUAGUUGAUGUUCAUCAACCUCUCCUGGAGACAUAUUAUGGGCCAGGUAGACUAUACAAAGCUGUUAAUAUUUUGCAAAAAGAAUGUGAUUCUCAAGUCAAAAGAAUUUUCAAUGAAUGGAUGAAAUCCAGACAAAUCAAUAAAAAAAUACAGCAAGUAACCGAGACUAGUAGAAUUGGUUCUAACUCCAGUUUUAGUAAGCUUGAGCGAAGUGAUCCUAAAGACUUGGAUAUGCUGAUAGGUGAAAUCACUUUAAUGCAUUAUAGGAGUGAGCUAUAUAUAAGAUUUUUACAGAGGAAGGUUUUGGCUGACAUUGAUGUUGGAAUUCCUGAUGAGAAGAAAAAAGAAGAUGCUAUCAACAUUUUCAAUCAAACAUUGAAAAAUAGUGAAUUGUCACAACUGAAACACGAAUUGCUUUCUCAUUAUUUAAGGUUAGAGCAAUACUUUAUGGAGGAAUCAAUAAAUAAGGCUGUUGCAAUGGAUUACAUUGAUACUUCCCAGCAAACUUCAAGCAUGGUUGAUGAUACGUUUUUCAUUGUGAGAAAAUGCAUUAGGAGAUCAAUAUCUAGUGGUAAUCUGGAUGGUAUAUGCGUAAUAAUAAACACAGCUUGUAGAGUUUUGGAAAACGACUUUUGUGAUGUAUUGCGGUCUAAGCUUAAACAGGGAUACCCUUCCGGGUAUCUAGAUUUAACUCAGGCUUACAAUGUUUUACAGUCUUCCAUUCAACAAGGUAGGCUGCAAUCGGGAGACACUGAACAGUCCAGAAUAGCCUUUGUAGUUGCUUUGAACAAUGCAGAUAGUUGUAUAGAAUAUGUCGAUACAUUAUGUGAUGGAGUUUUGAAGGAAAUCGAACAAGCUUUGCCUUCAAUGAAUACCAAUGAACAUGGUAAACUUGAGAGUUGCCUCUCGGGCUUGUCUUCUGUUACUUCAAACUUGAAGGAUAUUGUUGAGUACGGAGUUCAACAGCUUAGAUCUAGUGUUAUAAAACCAAGGGUCAAUCCGUGGGUUGAUGCAUUUUUAACUAUUAAUCAUCAAAUAACCGAGGAGGAGCUAUCAGUGUAUGAAGCAGGGGAAACAUUUGUGCAAACUUUAAUCAUGAAUUUGGAAACACUGUUGAGUUCCUUCAAGGAACAGUUGUCUUCUUCAAAUUUUGAUGCUUUCGUUAGUGCUCUCACUUCAGAGGUUACACAACGAUUGGAAAAAGUUAUACUGAAGUCUCAAUUUAAUAAUUUGGGUGGUUUAGUUCUGGACAAAGAAGUGAGAUCCCUGGCUAGCUACAUAACAGCUGCCACAUCUUGGUCCGUUCGGGACAAAUUUGCCAGGUUGACUCAAAUAGCCACGGUUUUAAAUCUGGAGCAAGUUUCUGAGAUUUCUGAAUAUUGGGGUGACCACGAUGGUGCUCUUACUUGGAGACUUACACCUUCAGAAUUGAAAUCAUUUCUACUCUUGAGGACAGACUUCAAGGCAGACGAUGUGAAACGAUUAAAGCUUUAAAAAUCUCCUGAGGAUACAGAGUAGCUUUUGGAGUCUCCUAAUAAUCUACAGGGUGAAUAAAUACUUUAACAAGUGUUUGUGAAUAAAUAAAAUUUAUUUGUAAUAAUUCACACAACCUCUGAACAAAAAUAUACAAACUCUGUGCAAGUGACUGAUGAAGUUUUGUAGGACGGAGAUUUGUUAAAUGGUGAAAAGUUCAAGAAAAAAAAACACCAUAUAGAGGUAACAAUUUUGUAAUUUUCACUGUACAACAAAAUUGUAUUUUAACCUUUUUGUAUCACAGAACAAUGUCAUUAGCAAUUAAAACUUACCAAAUAUGAACUUCAGUAUUUAAAAA
Coccinella septempunctata (seven-spotted ladybird) is the source of this 2678-nucleotide messenger RNA. RefSeq names its product conserved oligomeric Golgi complex subunit 4 (gene Cog4). Bases 83 to 2341 code for a protein of 752 amino acids. Lineage: Eukaryota; Metazoa; Arthropoda; Insecta; Coleoptera; Coccinellidae. The record is from RefSeq and is a predicted model, not a curated record. The transcript is spliced from 10 exons.